Messenger RNA from Pieris brassicae (large cabbage white), 3889 nucleotides. It is a transcript of the gene Mef2, whose product is annotated as myocyte-specific enhancer factor 2. Lineage: Eukaryota; Metazoa; Arthropoda; Insecta; Lepidoptera; Pieridae. Gene Ontology annotation, biological process: positive regulation of transcription by RNA polymerase II; cell differentiation. Bases 285 to 1481 code for a protein of 398 amino acids. The record is from RefSeq and is a predicted model, not a curated record. Gene Ontology annotation, molecular function: DNA-binding transcription factor activity, RNA polymerase II-specific; histone deacetylase binding; RNA polymerase II cis-regulatory region sequence-specific DNA binding. The transcript is spliced from 9 exons.
UGUGUUUCGCUCUCAGCCCCUACCCCCCACGCCCCGCGCUCGACUCGCCCGCAUUCUAGUCGUGGGUGUCGCGCUGUGCAGUCCUCGCGUGUGCCGCUCAACUUAGUGCGCCGUUUGUGAGUGCUUUAGUUUUCGCUCGAGUGACAGUGUGACGACGAAAACCAGUAGCCCAUCGCGGAGGAUGUUAACAGCUCACGAUAUUAGCUGUUGACACCAUAGACGCAGCCCACCGGCCAUUUGUUCUCACCCCCGCUCCCCAAAACAUCUCCAAGAUUGCUGCCACCAUGGGCCGGAAGAAAAUACAAAUAUCUCGGAUUACAGAUGAACGGAAUCGACAGGUUACGUUCAACAAAAGAAAAUUUGGAGUGAUGAAGAAAGCUUACGAGUUGAGCGUCCUGUGCGAUUGUGAGAUUGCCCUCAUCAUCUUCAGUUCAAACAACAAACUCUACCAAUAUGCUAGCACUGAUAUGGACAAGGUAUUACUGAAGUACACGGAGUACAACGAGCCGCACGAGUCGCUAACCAACCGGAACAUCAUCGAGGCGCUAACGAAGAAAGAGCAUAAGAACGGUGUGAUGUCACCAGACAGCCCUGAAGCGGAACCGGAAUACAACCUGACUCCCCGCACUGAAGCAAAGUACUCGAAAAUUGAUGAAGAAUUCCAAAUGAUGAUGCAAAGGAACCAGUUGAAUGGGAGGAGCGUGGGAGUUGGAGUGGCAGGGAGCAAUUAUAAUCUUCCUGUCAGCGUUCCAGUGGGAAGCUACGACCAAUCACUGUUACAGGCUAGUCCUCAGAUGCACACCUCUAUCAGUCCACGGCCCUCGUCUUCGGAAACCGAUUCAGUGUACCCAAGCGGUGGGAUGCUGGAAAUGUCAAACGGAUACCCAGGUUCCGGCUCGCCUUUGGGCGCCGGUUGUACCCCUUCCCCCUCCCCGGGACCGGCUCCGUCGCCCCACCGUCAUCCCCACAAGCAUGCCCCCCCGCCGCACCACUCACCACGGCAUAACAACCUUCGCGUCGUCAUACCCAGCUCUAUGCCACCGCCACAAGAUGAUAUCUCGUAUACCGGAGAGACACCGCUAAGCUACCCAGGACUUGGAAAUUUCGGACCACAAGACUUCAGCAUGAGCUCAGACAUGGGGAUUGGACUAUCAUGGGGCGCGCACCAACUGCAUACACUACAGCACAACAGGUACAUUAGCAGCUUGCCAGUGUUAGGUGGCGGGACGCCCCCACCGGCCGCGUCGCCUAGCAACGUGAAGAUAAAAGCCGAACCAGUGUCGCCGCCACGUGCGCCUGACCACCUACAUAGAGGACAACCCGCACCGCAGCCCGCACAUAUUUCUGGCGUUAUUGAUGGUUCAAUAAGUUCAAGUAACCUGGGUUCGCCUGCAGGCCAGGACAUGCGGCACAGCGCCGUGCCGCUGGACUAUGAGCAGCCACACACGAAGAGGCCGCGCAUCGAGGGUUGGGCCACAUAGCUAGGCCCCGAGGCCUACGGGCCCUACUCGAGGCCCCUCCACCCGCACUGCUAGGCCCCGAAUAGGCCACGGAAGGCCCCAGGCCUCCUGUCGCACUUCACCCCGUCCCCGGACACGCUCUUUCGAGGGCAGGUUAGACAACCCUUUAUACGUAAUUCAUGUUACACUUAGACGAUCUUCGUUGGACCCGUAGGUAGCAUUCUAAUUUCCUCUGUAUAUAGAUGUUAUACGUGCAAUCCGUGCCAUUGUCUGUUUAGCUUAAAUGUAGUCAAUUUGAGUCAAGUGAGUGAACUGUAGGGAGGUGAAGAGGACACUACGGUGCAAGUUGAGACGGAACUGACUUUGUUUUAGUGUUUUAUAGUUUUUUGUGCCAUCUAAUAUCAUAGUGUGACAUCCGAACUUCGAUCUUUGUAAGUGUAGCAUCAUCACAUAUGUUAUAUAUCGUAUUUAUACACAAGAAUCAUAUAUGUAUACACGUCCCGUUAGGUACGAAUGUUAUGUAUUUAGUAGGUAAUGUUAGCUAGACGAUAAAAUGUACCACACGAAGCUUUAAAAAUCUUAUGAUUCAUUCGCACCCUAAGCAGUCUUGGUAUAACGAGGUAUAUACACUAAAUUAGAUUCUACAAUUCGGUAUUGAUUCAAGGUCUAUGUCGCCUUCGAAGUUUCUUGUGACCAAAUAUUGAAGUCAAUUUAUCACCUACUUAUCUGGUACUUCAGAAGUACGAUUAGAUUAGCGGUCGGAAACUGGUUGUUUUGUUAAUGUGAUCUGAAGCAUUGUAAACACAAAUUAUAAUAGGCUAAAACACAAAAAUAUAUUUAUCAAAUGACAUAUUUUAAUAUUGCACUACAAAUCACAUCCCUAUUUUUAGAUGUUGUGUAAACAGAUUAAUGAGAUAUAUUUUUAGUUUUCUUAAUGCUAUGAUAUCUUUGUGCUUUGGCCACUGUUACCUACACUGUAGUUGCCUUACUUACAGUGCCUAAGUGUACCCAUAAAAGGUUCUAAUGUAUAUCGUAGCUAACAUUCACACCUAAAAACCCAAGACCUAGCCUUUCCCCAAUGGUGCAUACUUCGAUUGUUUUACGCUAAUUUAUGUUCGCUUAUACGCUGUCGCUUGUCUUGGGUCGUAUAUUUAUUUUCAAUACAUAUACUAUUCACAUAUAAACAUAAGUUCAAUGUAAAUACAAAAUUAUACGAUUGUUGUUGUAUGUAAAAAUCACUAUUUUAAUACAUAUUUAGAGUAAUCCUUCAAGUCACAAUAACAAAAUUUUGUAUAUUUGUUAAAUAUUGUGUACAGGGAUGUAACCAGUUUGAAGUUCAAAAGUCUGAAGGAUGGAGAAUGUAUUUUCGCAUUGUAUUAUAAUAUACACGUUUAGAAUAUUUUAAUACCAUAAACGUUUUCCCGAAGGGAGAUAUUCUUGUAAAAAUUUGUUAGUAACCGCACUGUCGUAUCGAUGUUUCCGAACUAUUCGGCCCUCAAGUUCCUUUCCCCGUGCAUUCUUUGAGAUUUGCUCAAAUCGUUUGGCUAAUCCCUUAUCGUUAAAUAGUUUAAAAUUGUUGUGAUGUAUUGAGCGUUCGUUUCUCCUCUCGCAGCCGAUACCUUUAAGGAAGUGCACGAAACUUAUUUAAUCUGUGUCGGUUAUCCGAAUAGGACAUAAGUAUUAUAACCAUAUUUAUAUGUAAAACUACAUAGACUCGUCGAUUGCACUUUUAUUAUAUCGACUAAAACAGUAAGCUGGUAUUGGGAGCAUUAUUUCCGAUGUUGCGAGGUUUGCAUCGGCAAUGAUUUCACUAUAAGUAUAUGAUAAUCAUUUCACGCACAACUGUGUUGUGUGUUUUGUAAAGCUUGGUUUGUUUUAGAUGUGCCGUUGUAUGUUUGCCCCUUCUGUGAGGCAGCGGCGACUCCCUUAGUGCGGGAUCAUUGCAUUUAUGAAACAUUAGUCAUAAGUAAAUAUGUGGUCAUCGAGCUCCGUGCAUUAGAUGUGUCUGUCCUCUGUCGCCCCUGCCUCACAGCCACUCGAACAACCCAAAUAGAUAGUAGGACUAUACAUAUCCUUUUAUGAAUACUCAGUCGAAUUCACUUUCAAUUGUAAAACAUCAGCUGUGCAAUACAUGUAACAAUUGCUUAGGUAGGUUUUAGUUAUAUUUUCGUUUGAAUUUACAAAGAAUGCAAAUCUGUUGUAUUUUAUCGAUAUUUUUAUUGAUAGCGCCUUCGGUAUUUCGGAGGUGAGUUAAGUCAUAAUUAUAAUUAUUUUGUAAGUUGAGGCCGGGCCAUGAGGCAUUUCUGCAAUUUGUGUAAAUGAUUCAAACAUCUCAGUGGCUGAAUGAACUAAUGUUAAUGGACAGUGUUAGAAAAUUGUUAUAAAUUAUUUUGAUGACUGUUCGAAGGAUAAUAAAGAGUUGGAUGUCA